AGACGUGAAGCGUGGAGCCACGUAGACUGCCUGCCUUUCGCAUUCACCGGCGGUACGAAGCAAACCGCUCCGUUUGUGUGCUCUCUCGAUGGAGGCGCCGAGAAAGAGCGGCAAACGCGGGAUUAGUUACCCACCUAGUGGCGCCGAUUCCGCCACAACCUCAAAACCCGAGAAAAAUCGUGUCUUUUGGUUCCCAAAUCCCGCAUAAAUACGAAUCCAAAACAAUCUCCAAGUUUCGUUCCCCUCGGCCUCUCUCCGCCGCCUCCGCCCGCCGUCGCGGCCGCUGCAUUGCGGUUCUCCAGGGUUUCGAUUCCAUGGGAGGGGAAUCUAGGGUUUCCGAUGAGGUCCUGGGCACCGCCGUCCCGAUCGGCGUCUACUGGCUCUACUCGGGCCUCUACUGCCUCCUCCAUCGCCUUGAUUGUUUCCGGAUGCACUCUCGGAAGGAGGAGGCCGCCAAGAACUCCAUCUCCAAGGCCACCGUCGUCAGGGGGGUCCUCCUUCAGCAGUCGAUCCAGGCCACCGUCUCUCUUGCCCUCUUCGCGUUUGCAGGCAACAAGAUUGAGGACCAACCAGUAUCUGAAGACUCCAUUCUGGCUUAUGCUAUGCAGUUCUUGGUUGCAAUGCUUGUAAUGGAUACAUGGCAGUACUUCAUGCACCGGUACAUGCACCACAAUCAAUUCCUCUACCGUCACAUCCACUCCCAGCACCACCGUUUGGUCGUCCCGUACUCUUUCGGGGCACUCUACAACCACCCAAUUGAGGGGCUCCUCCUCGACACAGUUGGUGGUGCCUUAUCCUUUCUUGUAUCCGGCAUGUCUCCAAAGGCUUCUAUCUUCUUCUUUUCCUUUGCAACCAUCAAGACAGUUGAUGACCAUUGUGGGCUUUGGCUCCCUGGCAACCCCUUACACUUGCUCUUCAAGAACAACACAGCCUAUCAUGAUAUCCAUCAUCAGCUCUAUGGCAGCAAGUACAACUUCUCCCAGCCCUUCUUCGUCAUGUGGGACAAGAUUCUCGGGACGUACAUGCCAUACACCAUCGAGAGAAGAAUGGAUGGAGGCCUUGAAGCAAGACCAAAGAAGGUUGACUGAGGGGGGGCACUAGGGUAGAUGAAGGAGAAUUAUUCCUGAUGAUGUAUAGAUUCUGGCAGCUUCUGAUUUUCAGUUUUGACUUGAUUUAAGACAGUCUGAAUUAUAAAUCCACGUGUAAAGAUACUCAAAUUCCUCAGCAACGAGCAUACACUUAUGUUGAUCUGCAAGUGGAUGUUGUUGCCACUGUGCUUGCUGCUAUGUUUUUCCCUGCUAGUUUCUUAUACAAAUUUU
Messenger RNA from Phoenix dactylifera (date palm), 1319 nucleotides. RefSeq names its product sphinganine C4-monooxygenase 1-like. Gene Ontology annotation, biological process: lipid biosynthetic process. Gene Ontology annotation, molecular function: oxidoreductase activity; iron ion binding. Lineage: Eukaryota; Viridiplantae; Streptophyta; Magnoliopsida; Arecales; Arecaceae. The record is from RefSeq and is a predicted model, not a curated record.